Messenger RNA from Salvia hispanica, 607 nucleotides. Its product is annotated as protein METHYLENE BLUE SENSITIVITY 1-like. Lineage: Eukaryota; Viridiplantae; Streptophyta; Magnoliopsida; Lamiales; Lamiaceae. The record is from RefSeq and is a predicted model, not a curated record.
AGGGCUAAGUUCCUUUGAAUUGUUGAAUUCCGUUUCGCCCCCAAAUCAAAAUCUGCUCGCCAUGACCGGAAAAGCCAAGCCCAAGAAGCACACCGCCAAGGAACUUGCCGCCAAACUCGACGCCGCCACCACCAACCGCGGCGGCGGCAAGGCCGGCCUCGCCGAUCGCACCGGCAAAGAGAAAGGCGGCCACGCCAAGCUCGAGUGCCCCCUCUGCAAGGUCACUGCCCCCGACAUCAAGUCUAUGCAGAUCCACCACGAUGCUCGCCAUCCCAAGAUCCCCUUCGACGAUUCCAAGCUCAAUAAUCUCCACUCCACCGUCGUUGCCGAGACCUCCUCCAAGCCUAAGCCUGGCGUCCGCGGCAGCUUGAAGAAGUGAACUUUUCUAUUUCCCUUUCCCCCUGAUUCUACUCUCUUUUUGCAAUCCAACAGGAGAGCGAGAGAGAGAAAGGAGAAGGAGCUGCUGCAGCUGCCUAUUGUCCGUGGUUAUCCAAUAAUUGUCUAUUGCUCUAUUAUCAUGCUUGUUUCUGACUUGUGUAUUCAUACUUGCAGCUGCCUUAGCUGGAUUUAUAAAUCCAUCCUUCUUCUUGUGUGUUUUUUCUGCUAA